Molecule: messenger RNA, 1512 nt
Organism: Fonsecaea multimorphosa CBS 102226
Lineage: Eukaryota; Fungi; Ascomycota; Eurotiomycetes; Chaetothyriales; Herpotrichiellaceae
Exons: 5
Coding region: 1-1512 (503 amino acids)
Biological process (GO): transmembrane transport
Cellular component (GO): membrane
Molecular function (GO): transmembrane transporter activity
Source: RefSeq, a predicted model, not a curated record
AUGGCUUCGUCCGUGGAGAAGUUCGAAGGCAAGGAAGAGAUCCGAGUCGAGCACCAGGCUGCAGAUACCAAAGAGGUUCAUGGAUUCGUAUAUGAGGACCCGAACACAGCGCCCAAAAAAUCUCGAGCCGAGCGCAAGCUGGUGUUCAAAGCUGAUUUGUUGAUCGUGGGCUUGACCUCGUUGGUCUUUCUUGUGAAUCAGUGGGAUCGAGGGAACAUUGGCAAUGCCAGGGUCAUGGGAUUCCAAAAGGACUUGCACAUAAGCAAUGGGCAGUUCUACAACGCCAUCUCCCUUUACUAUGUCGGAUACAUCGUCUCCAUCCUGCCUGCGAGUUUGUCUGUCCGCUUCUUCAAACCUCACCGCCAGAUCGGUGGUUGUGUCAUUCUCUUCGCCACGCUCUCCUGCUGCAUGGCCGCUGCCAAAAACCCCGGCACCGUCCUAGCCUUGCGCAUCAUCUUCGGCUUCGCCUCGGCCUUCCUCCAAGCCCUGACGCUCUAUAUCAGCACGUGGUACAAACGGAACGAAAUGGCAACACGUACUGGCGCCUUUUAUUCUGCCGCCACCAUCGCAGGAGGCUUCAGCGGUCUGAUUGCCUAUGCGAUACAAAAGAAUCUGAAUGGCGCCCUCGGCCAUCCGUCCUGGUACUGGCUAUUCAUCAUCGAAGGUGCGGCCGGUAUCUUUGUCGGUCUGCUCUGUUGGAUUCUGUUGCCGCCGUCUCCAGACCAACUGAAGAAAAAGCAUUGGAUCUUCACCAACGAUGAAAUUGACCUGGCAAUCAACCGCAUGAAGACAUACAACGUCGAACACGCAGGAUUCAAGUGGAAACAGAUGUGGAUUGCCCUUAAAGAUCCCAAAACCGUUCCUUUCUGGUUCAUAAAUGCCGGAAUUUCUCUGGCGUUGGCUUCUAUCAGCGCUUUCUUGCCUACCUUCAUAAGCGAGUUUGGAUACGAUUCUGUCCAAACACAGCUCUUCUCAAUCAUCCCGUAUGCCUGUGCCUUCGUCACAUUGAUUGUGGUGAACAUUGUCUCUGACCGACUCAACCUCAAAGGAGUGGUCCUUAUGGGUCUCCUGUGCAUCGGCGUAGUCGGUUACAUUAUCCUGAUUGCGGUGCACAAUGUCAAGGUCAAGAUAUUCGCGACAUGCCUGAUCACCAUGAGCACUUUUCCCGGUGUGACGCUGAUGGGAGCCUGGAUCAACAUCAACACUGGGGGCUUCACCAAGCGCGCCACUACCUGGGGCACGGCUGAGAUUGUUGGCCAGUGCUUCGCCAUCCUUGGAUCGCAUAUCUACACAGAUCCGCCACAAUACAUCAAGGGACACUCGAUCGUACUGGCCUUUGAGGUCCUUGCGUUGGCGUGCGUUGUGUUUUGCUGGUUCUGGAUGCGGUGGUUGAACAACAAGAAGGACAAGGAGGCGCUAGAACACGCGGAGGCUGGGACGACAGACCCGAACCUCCACAAGACUCUUGAGGAGAUCCAGGACUAUCAUCCUUCCUUCCGGUACAUCCUGUAG